This is a messenger RNA of Glycine soja, 1280 nucleotides long. Its product is annotated as PHD finger protein ING1-like. The record is from RefSeq and is a predicted model, not a curated record. Bases 188 to 907 code for a protein of 239 amino acids. Gene Ontology annotation, cellular component: nucleus. The transcript has 7 exons. NCBI's taxonomy places the organism in Eukaryota, Viridiplantae, Streptophyta, Magnoliopsida, Fabales, Fabaceae.
UAGGAACAUAAUUGGUGGAUAGAUGGAAUGUGAUUUAUUACCAAAAGAGGCAAAAAUCAAUUCUUACUCUCGUUGUGAUUGAUAACGAGAAAUUGAGAAUUGUUACAGAAACGAUCGUGUUUUUUUUUUUAUUCCAUCGUAAACCAAAAUUUAGUUCUCCAGUUGAGCGUUCUUCCCACAAACCCUAAUGUCGUUUCUUGAAGAAUUUCAUGCCAAUUUGGAUUCACUACCCGUUAUUCUUCGGAAGAAGUAUACACUGUUGCGUGACCUAGAUAAGAGCUUACAGGAUAUUAAAAGGCAAAAUGAACAGCGUUGUGAACAAGAAAUUGAAGAUAUUAAGCGAGGUGUUAGGUCUGGAAACAUCACGCCUGAUACUUCGGCAAUUAGAUUCUCUGAUGAAGCGCUUGAUGAGCAAAAGCAUAGCAUCAGGGUUGCUGAUGAAAAAGUAGCCUUGGCUGUCCAGGCUUAUGAUUUGGUAGAUACAAACAUACAACAACUUGAUCAGUAUCUGAAAAAGUUUGAUGAGGAGAUUCGGCGUGAAAGAGAAAACGCUGCAAUAACUGGAGUACCUGCUUCAGGUCCUGAAGGUAAUACAAAAUCUGGAAGGGGUAAUGAAAGUGGUACUGGUAGAGGAGGGCGAAAAAAAACACGGCAAACAACAAUGGUCACAGAAGCACAAGCCACUUCAAACCCAACUGGCAUGGAUUUAGAGUUACCAGUUGAUCCAAAUGAACCCACAUACUGCUUUUGUAAUCAAGUUAGCUAUGGAGCGAUGGUUGCAUGCGAUAACCCCAAUUGUAAAAUAGAGUGGUUUCAUUUUGGUUGUGUUGGUCUGAAAGAACAACCAAAAGGAAAAUGGUACUGUUCGAAUUGUGCAGCAACCAAAAAUCGGCGUAGAGGCAAAUGAGGCUGACAGAAGAAUAAGAAUAAAGUUAAAAAUGAUUGUAUUGAAUGUGCGUAUAUAUAUUUUAAUAUCUCUAGAAGGGAGUUAUUUAUAUUGGGCCUAGAAACUUUGCUUCUGUAGCUGUUAUUAAUCGGGAAAUUAUGAAAGUACAAAUUUCCAAUGACUUAUGGUUGGUGGCUGUGUUUGUAUAUUUAAUUGGUUUUGUACACACUUCAGAGCUAUGUUCCUUUAAGGUUCUUCUCCUGGCCAUCAAAUGGUUCCUUUUCAUUGUAGAUCUGGGUUGAAAAAGCACGGAAUUACUGUGUACUUGUGUAGCAUACCAUGUAGUUUCUGCUCUAAUUAUAUAAUUAGCAGUUUAGUUAUGACAUUUGUUUAA